GCGGCCCCGCCCACACGUCUCUUCCUCACCUUACGGCAGAGCUCGGAACCGCGCCUCAGAUUCUCCCUCCACUGGAGAGGAAUGUCGCAAGGUCGGGGUAGAAAACUCAGGGUUUGCGACUGUAGCUCUCGCUUUCCGGCCAGCACCGAGGUGCCUGAAGGCUGGUUGGGGUGGUGAGGCCCGAGGCAGCUUCUGGAAUUUCUGAUCAGCCCUGGUCGGUACAAGAUGGACCCUGUAGUCUUAAGUUACAUGGACAGUCUACUGCGGCAGUCAGAUGUCUCACUGUUGGAUCCUCCAAGCUGGCUCAAUGACCAUAUUAUUGGAUUUGCCUUUGAAUACUUUGCCAAUAGUCAGUUUCAUGACUGCUCUGACCACGUCUGCUUCAUCAGCCCCGAAGUUACCCAGUUCAUCAAGUGCACUAGCAACCAAACAGAGAUUGCCAUGUUCCUUGAACCCCUGGACCUCCCCAACAAGAGAGUUGUAUUUUUAGCCAUCAAUGAUAAUUCCAACGAGGCAGCUGGAGGAACCCAUUGGAGUUUGUUGGUUUAUAUCCAAGACAAAAAUAGCUUUUUUCAUUACGAUUCCCAUAGCAGAAGCAACUCAGUCCAUGCAAAGCAGGUAGCAGAGAAACUGGAAGCUUUCUUAGGCAGAAAAGGAGACAAACUAGCCUUUGUUGAAGAGAAAGCCCCUGCUCAACAAAACAGCUAUGACUGUGGGAUGUAUGUGAUUUGUAACACUGAGGCCUUGUGUCAGAACUUCUUUAGGCAACAGCCAGAAUCACUAUUGCAGCUACUCACUCCUACAUACAUCACAAAGAAAAGAGGAGAAUGGAAAGAUCUCAUUGCCAGACUUGCCAAAAAUUAGCUUUCAAAGUAUAUCUAUGACUUUUGAAGUCUUCUCUUUCUGCCCAUCCCCAUUUAUUGGAUGGCUGCAGUCUCAGUGCCUGAAAGAAGAUGCCUAGUAGGGGGAAGCUUAGUGUUCUUUUAUUUUUCCCUGAAGAAUGUCAUCCUCUGCAUUAUCCAAAUGGAAAGUUUCACUUUAACCCUAACGUGAGAGGAGUGUGCUCUGUGAAAAUGUCUUGAAGUUAUGCAUCAAAACCUUAAAACCACGCUAUCUUAACGUUUAAUUAAUUCCCUUUUUGUCUCCCUUAUCCACAUUGCCUUAUUCCAAAGGAAAAGCAGCGAUCUUUAAAGAAAUCAAGUAUAUGUGAAAUCUAGAGGAAUGUAAGAAGAACAUUACAGAAGAAGCAAAAACUUACUGCACAGCCUACAGCCUACAUAUUUAAAGAGAUCAACUGGCUAGAAGCAGGUCAAGAUCUAACCUAAUUCAAGAUCUAAAUAUUAGGAGAAUCAAUUACUCAUUUCUGCGACGUCUCUUCCAUUCACCAUGCUUUCCUGGCUAUCUUUGUAAUCUUUGCAGAUCCUUGAUAAAGAUGAUGUUAGCCUGUCUUCCCCCAUCUGAUUCCUGGACUGCUUUAAGAAAAGGGGAAUCUUGAGUAAUUUCAUUAAGAUAAAUGGCUGUUGGACCUUUUAAUUUGCUCAGUAAAUGGGUCGGCUUACUGCUCUGCAUUGAUAACAGCUUUUCUUAACCUCCUCUGUUAGCCACGCACACACUCCUUCCUUGUAUCCAAAGUUUUGUGGUUUUAAAACUUGUAGCUGAUAACUUUCCAAGGUUACCUGUAUUGCUAAUAAAUAUUACUGCUUUCUGAUAGUCAUAGUUUUUCCUUUCCUUUCUAUCCAUAAUCUGGCAAAAUUGUUUCCAGUUAUGUCAUGGUGAUGUCAGGAUUAUUAUUGUAGCUAAAACUUGCAAGCUAAAAGUUGGUUUGUUUUUGCAAUUAUAAAACAGAAAAAGUGACCUUUCUCAACCUUUCCACUUAAUUCAAAAUGCAGACGAUGUUUUUUAAAUACGGAACCAAGAAUAAAAAGAAAUGCUAUCCCUCCUAAA
Messenger RNA from Canis lupus familiaris (dog), 1944 nucleotides. RefSeq names its product SUMO peptidase family member, NEDD8 specific (gene SENP8). NCBI's taxonomy places the organism in Eukaryota, Metazoa, Chordata, Mammalia, Carnivora, Canidae. Gene Ontology annotation, molecular function: cysteine-type peptidase activity; deNEDDylase activity. Bases 226 to 864 code for a protein of 212 amino acids. The record is from RefSeq and is a predicted model, not a curated record. Gene Ontology annotation, biological process: proteolysis. The transcript has 2 exons.